CGACUGCCUGAGGUCUUUGUGGCGACAGGAAGGCAAGAUGGAAGAUUAUGUGAAAACACUGAUUAUUGUGGUGGCUGCAGUGACUGCAGUAUUAUCGUGGGGUUUUACUUGUUGUAUAGUGGCUGUUUGUAUCCGAAAUAAAAGAAAAGCUCAAAGAGACAAUGCUGACCUACGGGAAAUAAUUGUCCAUAAGAUCACAACCAGCAAAUCUGACCAAAUUUUGGACAGAUCAAUGGAACAUGAAGCUGUCCAACCAUACAACAUGCCUAUACCUACACCAAGGCGAUCUCCGGAGAAACUCACCAAAAAACAGAGAGAAAUCCUGGAGAGUAAUGAAAGGCCGAUAACUGAUGACAUCAUAGACGCUUCCCAGAGGAUCCUCCAAACACAAUUUGCGGCAAAUGGACUGCAAUCCUGUUGGGGGGCAAUACGAGGAUUUCUACCAGCGUUUGGCCCUUCCGUCCAAGUUCAUUAUGAUGACGAUCGUUGUCACGCAUUCACAUCCUGCUUCAGAGAUGGUAACAUCUUUAUUGCUGACAGCAUUAAUAGAACACUUUCACAUGCAGGGGAGAGGCAGCUAAAGCAGAUUUACAGUUCUGUUGCUCAUGAUCCCCUAAAAGUGGUGACAUUUCUGGAUGUGGAACGGCAGCCAAACAACCUUGACUGUGGACUAUAUGCAAUAGCCAAUGCAGUUGAGCUUCUUAUUGAAAAUGGAAAUCCAUCAUAUACAUAUGAUAACAGCAAAAUGAGAGCCCAUCUAGCCCUCUGUAUAGAGAGAGGGUUCUUCAGCCCCUUCCCCAAGGAAGAAAUCCUUCCCAGCGACAUGACCCGCAGGCCUGAGGAUGCUGAAGAGCCCAUCUGCACUGAGUAGAAGGAGCCUCAUUUUAGGUGGAAGCUUCAUAAGCGGAUAUUAUACAGAACCAAAAGGAUGGACUGGUUCCAGAAGGACUAUUACUUAUAGUGUAGUAGUAACUAUUAAAAUAAAUGU
This is a messenger RNA of Hyla sarda, 988 nucleotides long. RefSeq lists its product as uncharacterized. The coding region runs from base 38 to 871 and encodes 277 amino acids. The record is from RefSeq and is a predicted model, not a curated record. Lineage: Eukaryota; Metazoa; Chordata; Amphibia; Anura; Hylidae. The transcript is spliced from 3 exons.